CCUGUUUGUGCUAGAAGAAAUAUUACCGCAUCCCCCCGUUCUGCAUUUCCGUCUCUCUUCUCUUCUCUCUUCUCCUCUCUCAAGCUCCGACCCGGUGCCCGUUCGUUUGAUCCCGCGGGAGAACGGAGCGCGAAUUUCCCUCCCCGAACACAGUAUCGCGCUCUUCCGCCGAAAGUAACUCGCGGCGGGGAUGCACGCCGCGUGUUUGGAGCGCGUCUCGAAACUCGCGGUUUGCCUCUAAACGCGCCCUUUCGCGACCCUGCUUCCCCCCCUUUCGUUCCACCUGCCCGAAGAUCGGCCGUGUCGGAAUGCGCGAGGACUCUCGCGAGUAGCGAGCGACGCGAGUGACUCGCGCGAAUCGCCUGGAUUCGAACGCGCGUUUCUUCCGCGCGGAUAAGAGAAAAAAAAUCGCUUCGUCUCCUCUACGUAACGUAACGCGCGGGAGGAAGGAGUAGCCUCUUUCUUAGAAUUCGGCGCGGGAGGAACGCAGGGGAGAGCAGCGGCGAGGGCGCGGUGGGAAGAAAGGAAGCAAGGAAGGAACGACGACCGCGCUAAUCGGGCAUGGGUCUGACGGAUACCAGUUUCGAGCUACUUCUGACCCUGUGGCGAGUCUUCGUCGUGGGAGUCCUGCCGUGGACCGAGGAGCCGCGCGGUCAGUGUCGCGGUGUCUCGUCGAGCUGCAACAUUCACGGCGACGCCGUCGCUCGUUAGUCAUCUUCGGCGCGACGCUCGGUUCCGGAAGGAUGUCGUCGACGGUGGUAAAGAAUGCCGCGAAGGGCGUCAACGCGGCCGGCGACGGCAGGGAGACUUGGUCGGGGAAGCUCGAUUUCUUGCUGUCGGUCAUCGGGUUCGCCGUCGAUCUCGCCAAUGUGUGGCGAUUCCCGUACCUUUGCUACAAGAACGGUGGUGGUGCAUUUCUGGUUCCCUACUGCGUGAUGUUGGUGGUCGGCGGUAUUCCUCUAUUUUACAUGGAGCUCGCUCUUGGUCAAUUCAACAGAAAGGGUGCUAUCACUUGCUGGGGUCGACUGGUACCGCUUUUCAAAGGUAUCGGAUACGCGGUCGUCCUAAUCGCGUUUUACGUUGAUUUCUACUAUAACGUCAUCAUCGCCUGGUCACUUCGUUAUUUCUUCGCCUCGUUCGCCACGAUGCUGCCGUGGACCUCCUGCGACAACGACUGGAACACGCCGCUGUGCCGUGAAUUCGACGCGAACGUCUCGUACGCGCUCGAGGAUAUGACCAGCGACAUAAGUGAGAAUUUUGGAAACGCCACCCGGCUUCUGGUCGAUCUAGGAUCGGAUGUCGCUGCUCAGAGUACGGCGGAUAAUCAUACGAGCGCUGCGCAUGAAUACUUCAAUCGCGCUAUUCUGGAGCUACACCGAAGCGAGGGCUUACACGAUCUUGGUGCCAUUAAGUGGGAUAUCGCGCUAUGCUUGCUCGUGGUCUAUCUGGUCUGCUACUUUUCCCUGUGGAAGGGCAUCUCGACUUCCGGCAAGGUAGUCUGGUUUACUGCUCUUUUCCCUUACGCAGUCCUGCUCAUUUUGUUGAUAAGAGGUGUCACUCUACCGGGCAGUAUGGAGGGGAUCCGUUAUUAUCUCAGUCCAAAUUUCGCCGUUAUCACAAAGGCAGAGGUAUGGGUGGACGCGGCGACGCAGGUAUUUUUCUCUCUAGGACCGGGAUUCGGAGUGUUGCUGGCCUACGCGAGCUACAACAAAUAUCACAACAAUGUUUACAAAGACGCCCUGCUGACGAGCUUGAUCAACAGCGCAACGUCCUUCGUCGCAGGAUUCGUCAUAUUCUCGGUGCUCGGCUACAUGGCGCACGCCAGCGGCAAGUCCAUCCAGGAUGUCGCCACAGAAGGACCCGGUCUGGUCUUCAUCGUCUAUCCGGCGGCCAUCGCUACGAUGCCCGGUUCGACAUUCUGGGCGCUCAUCUUCUUCAUGAUGCUGCUCACACUCGGUUUAGACAGCUCGUUCGGAGGCUCGGAGGCAAUUAUAACGGCACUUAGCGACGAGUUUCCAAUAAUCGGCAAUAAUCGUGAGAUCUUCGUGGCGUGCUUGUUCACUCUAUACUUUCUGGUCGGACUUGCUUCUUGCUCACAGGGCGGGUUUUACUUUUUCCACUUGUUGGAUCGAUACGCGGCCGGGUACUCGAUGCUGUUCGCCGUACUGGCAGAAACAAUCGCGGUCAGUUGGAUCUAUGGAACGGACCGAUUUUGCGCCGAUAUCAAGGACAUGAUCGGAUUCAAACCCGGCAUCUACUGGCGUGUAUGCUGGAAAUUCGCAGCACCUCUUUUCCUUAUGUUUAUCAUCGUCUAUGGUUUAAUGGGAUACGAACCAUUAUCAUACGAAGAUUACACUUAUCCGGUUUGGGCAAAUAUAUUAGGCUGGCUAAUCGCAUGCUCUUCCAUCAUCAUGAUCCCAGGUAUGGCGAUCUACAAAAUCAGCAGCACACCCGGAUCCUUUGUUCAAAGGUUGAAGAUCCUGACGACACCGUGGCGGGACACGCAGCAUCAGAGGAACGAUCUGUCCUCGGUGGCGAACGGCGCGAUACGUCGAAGUUUCCUGGCCGAGCAGGACUUCGAAAUUACCAAGGAUCACGAGUUAACUAAGGAACAGACGGAGGUAAUGAUUCAAUCUAGAGAGGGUGUCAAGGGGAACGAUCCGCCUCCCGAGCCAGUCUAGGACAGUGCGGUUGUGAUUUUGCACGGUGCCCGGUUCCAAGUAUACCUCUGCUAGAGCACGAACGCCGAGCAAGGUCCCACGGCGGCAAGUAACAAAAAUCCACCGAUCGAACAAGACGAGGAUCAGUCUCUUAUCACGGACCGAUACACUACGGACACUCGAGCGCACUCCCACUUGAAUCUCGAGGGUACCGACUUGAUUGACGACGUGUGAUCUCUUCUCCUCGGGUCACGGUCGAGAUCCCGCGCGACUCGACGUUCGCGCGUCGGCUCACUUUGUUUCUUCAUCGCCGAGAACGGAACCGAAAAGGCAGGCUAUCCCCCGUUCCGCGUGUGUUCCAUCGCGAAAAGUGUCGCGCGGAUACCGAUGAUAGAAAGAAAGAAACCCGGAGAAGAGAGUGGAUGUCGUCGCGACGUAACACCGACAUAACGUCGUCAGCCAUGCCUUCCCUCGGACGGGCCUCCCCUAGCGAUAACCCCUGUAUCCUGUAAAUAUUUAACAACGCGCGUCACGGAACACGACAAGUCGCAUGAGAGAUUGGUGAGAUACCUUGGCGAACACAAGCACUGAUGUUCACGCUUCUUCUAACGGACAAUGUUUGUCGCAAACGAGAGAGCCACUCUACGAUCCUACCUACCUUUGGACGACAGCUUUAAACCUAGGAGAAUCAUUUACGCAAAGAGUCUAAUUUAGUAUAGUCUCGACCUUUGUAAUAAACCGACUCGGUAUUUUUCUAAGGAGCGCGGCGACUAAUGGACCCGCUUUGAGGCAAUUAACCGAGAACCCGUUUAUCUUCAGUAAAAAAAAAACAAUCCCCCUCCUCCCCCUUCCUGCGUAAAAGAUUCCCCGAGUCGUUUCGCGGUAUCGAGUUCGAAACGGACUUUGUUGUUUAAUAAUACCGUUUAUUUUAGACCGAUGCAAGAGUUAUGCAAUCGCGUAUAAAAAGAAAACGUUCACUUCAUAUAAAGAUGUUAUAGAAGAGAGAUUAUAACGUUAAGAUAUCUUGUAGGAGAUGAUUGCGCGAUACCGAUUAAUUUCGAAUUGCGAUUGACGAUUCCCUCGCUGGGACGCCACGUUGUUAUUGUCUAUAAAAUAGAACGGUGGGAGGGAAUUGUGAGUUGAUCACGGUUAAUCGGCGUCGAUGUUUUAGACGGUGGAUUUAGAAUUAUAUAUAUAUUUCCGUUUGACCAGCCCUCCAGGGCUUCGCCGUAAGCCCGCGGACGGUAAAUGCUGUGUGGACUAUACGCAAAUUAUAAUAUCACCGGUAAAAUGUUAAGGAAUUUAUCAGGUCUCUAUUGCCGGUGUGAAUACGCUUCAUAACGAUAUCCCGCUCAGUCCUGUGUCGAAUCACCAUCGUAGCACGGAGAACGAUGGCGUUUUUUAUAUAGAUACAAUUUUCAAUCACUGGGUUCACACUCAUAAUCUUCUAGUCAUCGAUUAUUUCCUUACAUAUCCAUUAAAGAUCCGCGAGUGUAUGAUGCGAUUUCUUUAAUGAAAAUUCUCUAGAAAAUUUAACUAUAACUUUCAGCCAUCUUGAUAGUUUAUUAUUUUACAUUAUUUGUUUACUGACUGGCUCCGCACGACCUGUUUGUCGAAUAUUACACGGAUUUUAUCACAUUAAAACCGAAUUUUAUAAUAUUAUCACGUGGACACAUACAAUAUAUCAAUUGUGUAAUCCCGUAUCAAUAGUUUAGGUAGUCAGACAUGCUUUUCGGUUUUAAACAUUGAAUGUAAAAACAUAUUGCGUUUGAAAAUUAAACAACCGUAAUAUUUACUUUAUAUAUGCUUAAUACGAAUGUAUAAGUUUAAAAUAAUAAUAAUUAUAAUACUAAUUCAUUGAAAUAAUAAUUUUGAUGAAUUAGUAUUCAUUAGUAUUUUACCUCAAUUAAUUGUGAUUAAUUGUUAUCAGUAUUAUUUAAAACAUAAUGUUUAAUUUAAUCAUUUGGAGUAUUUAAAAAAAAUUUAGAAGCGUUUAUCUUUCCACUAUACUUAUCAGGUUGAUCAGAAAAUCUUUUCAUAUUUUAUGUGCAAAAAGGAUGACUUAAAAUACGAAAAGACUUUCUGACCAACCUAAAAUUAGUUUAUUUUUAUUUACACCAUUUCAGUUAUUUAAAAUACAUGGAGGAUUAUUGUGCCAAAUGAUUUUUUUUACAAGAGUUUUUGUUUGUAUAGAAACUGCAAAGGAUUUAUAACCCUUUACAGUCCAAACCAUUUCUCAGAAAUGGUCAAAUAUUUUAUUCUCAAUUUUGUUAUUCUCAAUCUAAUCGGCUAAUUAAAGAUUUUUAUACUUAGAGGAAUUUAUAGAAAUCUCAAAAAUAUGCAUUGCCGAUUAUAAUAUGAGGAAUUAUAUGAUAGAUUAUAUCGCAACGUAUUAGAUUAAGUUCAACUCAACGUAGGAUCGUAAAUAUGUGUCAUAAAUACGGGUCGAUUCGCGAAUAAACGCGUCGUGUGGGCCUGACAGUGGAGCGACAAUUUUGCGAGAAUCAGUCGCAAUUUCCAGUAGUUUGAGAUCAUAACGUCGAACACUUAACGAGUGUUCAAACCCUAACGUGCGCCGGUAUGCUCGUGACUCUAUUUGUCUAUCUGCUUCCACACUUAUGCGUUAUCGCGCGACGUAACGGGGACGAUAAAUCGUCUCCUAAUUCUCACAAUAUCGCGCGACGCGCGUAUCUCCCCUUCGUUCACGAUGCACCGCCUUCAUUGAGAUAGGACCGUUCGUCAUUUAUCUAAUAGUAUUAGCCAGGGCCAGUAGAAUUGAUCGAUAUAACGUAGGUAUCCGACGGAUGUUCUCAGAUACGUAAACGUCCUCCAGAGUCGAGCAGUUUGCAGGUAACUUUCUGAAAGACUACAUUUUAAGAAAGUUGCUUCAAUUAAGUUAAAUAAUUUAAAUAAUUAAAAAAGGUUGUUUUAAUUGUAUAUUUAUAACAUCCUUUCUUCUUAUGACUAACAUAUAUACAAGUAUCUCAACUCUUUGGCUACUACGCGCCACUAUAAUGACUUCCCGUUUCAAAUCUAUUCUUUCAAGCGAAAGACUCCAUUGUGCCCAUAUUAGAUUAAAUAUUGAGAUUAAGAUUAGAUUGGGAUUUAAUUAAUCAGAAGAAAGAAAAUCAAUCUCAAGUUUAGUGAACUUUGCUUUGAUUAAUCAAAUUCCAAUCCAGUUUCAAUCUUUAAUCUGAUACGGCAUUAAAGUGACUUCCCUCUGAAAAGUCUUUUGAGACAAAAUACCACUGUAAUAACUUUUUUCUAUGUCGAAUCUUGCCAUUAUUCAGUAGAAACUCAGACAGCACACAUGUCCAAAAUCGUCUUCAAAACGUCCCGAUUAUGGACAUACGUGUUGUCAGUGAAUGCUCUAAAUUGUUUUGAUCUGCAUUUAUUUCAUCAAAAGAAAUGCGUUUGCGCUUUUAAAUUUCGCGGAGCCGUGCGAUACGCUCCGCCAUAGUCAAAGGAUUAAUCAUACAUUUAGAGUUGAUUCUUUCUCUUAUUUAUUAUUACUUAUUUAUUAUUUACUGAAUUAACUUAAUUUAGUAAAUUAAUUUCAGCAAAUUAUUUAGUUUGUUUAAUUUUUCUUAGUUCACUAAAUUGUUCUUCAAAAUUUUUUUAUUAUCAAAUCAGCGUAUCAGUCUGCUGCGAUUUAUCGAUUUGUUUCUUAAUAAAAAAAACUUCUUUCAUAUGUGGCAAUUAACCAUACAAUAUAAGCACAAAAUAUUAGUAAAAAUUUGCGCGUCUUCGACGGAUAUCCAAGGAUACCUGCGUCGCGCAUUCCCGCCGCAAACUUCGUUUGGUCGGGAGACGAAGGGGUCGUAUUGUCCCGGCGCGGGCGGCGGGGGACGCCGAUAUAUCACACUUGUAGGUACAAUAAUUACGUGUCUCGCAUUGUAGCCCCGCGAACUGGCCGAUGAACAAAAAAAAAGAACGGCCGGGCAUAGGAAUUAAGAAUUUCGAAAUCGUCGUGAUAGAAAGUCGUUAGAAUCUUGCGGUCGCGAGGCGACCGCCGCGACCUGCGUUCUCCAUCCCCCUCUCCCCCACCUCCUAACACUUCAUCCCUCGCGCGCAGGGGCGCGUCGUCGCACGCGCGACACAUAUAUUAUAUAGUUUAUUUAGCGAUCGUUGUUUAGAUACAGAGAUGUAUACGUAUCUAUAAACUCACAUGUGUAUGUAUAUACAGAUAUAAAAGUCUACAUAUAUAUAUAUUUUAUACACAUCGCAUCCGAGUUGCCACCGCAGCCAUAGGUAGCAGCUCGGGCCUUGUUAAACUCGAUUGAACGAUUUAAACUGACUUCGCCUCCGAGACGAGGAAACUACAAUAGCACAAGCUUGCGAGAGGAGAAGAAAAAGAAACGUCGGCUUAUAUAAUCCCGAAACCUUUCUCUCCCUUCCGCCACCCCCCGAAGUCAAGUCGCGGCGAUCGUGCCCGCCCAAGAGCCAUAUUGGUCGGGCAUUCGCCGAGGCUUAUUAAAUCGCACGCGCAAGAAAGUUUUUGCAUCGCUUUGGAUUGCGGCACUACUAUACCCCUCACACCGUACAUGUAUAUUCUCUAACGUUACGCUUUUCUAAUUAGUGCACCGAUUAUUGUCAAUCGACACCGCUAUUAACCGCUGUAUUUAACAUCGUUGUUAAUUUUGAUUAGAAUAUUUUGUUGUUACUCGUAUUAUAAGUGAUAAAUAUGAGAUAUUGUUUUCCUUUAGCUUUGUUACACCUGGAUUUACGUGGGCGAGACGGUCAUUAUUCGUCGGUACCGUAUUGACAGCGCGGUACCGAGAUAAUAAUGAUUCCGUUCGUCCACCGAAGACAACCAGCCAUGAUUGAGUUUUUAGGGCAUUAUGCAAUAAAAUAAGAAAUAUAUUAGUUA
Wasmannia auropunctata (little fire ant) is the source of this 7530-nucleotide messenger RNA. It is a transcript of the gene DAT, whose product is annotated as sodium-dependent noradrenaline transporter. NCBI's taxonomy places the organism in Eukaryota, Metazoa, Arthropoda, Insecta, Hymenoptera, Formicidae. The transcript has 12 exons. Gene Ontology annotation, cellular component: neuronal cell body membrane; neuron projection; presynaptic membrane. The coding region runs from base 744 to 2681 and encodes 645 amino acids. Gene Ontology annotation, molecular function: dopamine:sodium symporter activity. Gene Ontology annotation, biological process: dopamine uptake involved in synaptic transmission; sodium ion transmembrane transport. The record is from RefSeq and is a predicted model, not a curated record.